This is a messenger RNA of Triticum turgidum subsp. durum (durum wheat), 750 nucleotides long. The record is from the annotation of a GenBank genome assembly. NCBI's taxonomy places the organism in Eukaryota, Viridiplantae, Streptophyta, Magnoliopsida, Poales, Poaceae.
AUGGCAACAUUGUGUGGACCGGUGGUCGUCGACGGGAGCGGUCCACCACGGUAUAGGACUAUCAAGGCAGAGGAGCUGUUCAGCUCGUCCAGGACAAUGCUCAACCCGCGCACCAACACGUUCUACUACGUCGGGCUCGCCGGCAUCUCCGUCGGCGACGAGGCCCUUUUCGUCCCAACCUCCGCCUUCGCCAUGGAUGACGCGGCUGCCACCCGCCUCCAGUCCUCCUCAUGCUUGCCUCUGGGGUCUGGCUCCAAUGUGAUCGCCAGGACACUCCCGCGAUCUCCUCCUCCGGCAAGCUCCAGUUCUCCCUGUAGACUUCCUAAGCUCGCUUUGGUCCUACCUGAGCAGCCCCUAAUCCUCGACAUCACCCCGACGCCAGCCCGGCCGUGCUCCGCCUCCCACUGCCGUCAACGCAACCGUCGCUUCGGUGCGUCCUCGCCGCGUCCGAGCACGCGUAGAUGCUCUAGUGAUACGCUGGUUACUCUCUCCUCUCCCGAAGCUUCCUCCCCGUACCAUCUAGCUGCCCGCAUAGCGCCACUCCUCAGUCCUCACCUCCGCUGCUGGAAGCCAUCGCCAGCAAAGCUUCGGCCGUCCCGCGUGCCCAUGCUUGCUUUCCCAGCCAUGCGGACACCCAGCUCGCUCGCCAAAAGCGUGCAGCCUCUCCCUACUAGCUCCUGCACCGUCCAGAGCGCCGCCGUCGUGCCCGCUGCCGGAGUUCCUCGCUGCGCCCAACAAAUGUUUGUGUAA